This is a messenger RNA of Cladophialophora psammophila CBS 110553, 2172 nucleotides long. RefSeq names its product 3-methylcrotonyl-CoA carboxylase alpha subunit. Lineage: Eukaryota; Fungi; Ascomycota; Eurotiomycetes; Chaetothyriales; Herpotrichiellaceae. Bases 1 to 2172 code for a protein of 723 amino acids. The record is from RefSeq and is a predicted model, not a curated record. Gene Ontology annotation, molecular function: methylcrotonoyl-CoA carboxylase activity; ATP binding; metal ion binding. The transcript has a single exon. Gene Ontology annotation, cellular component: mitochondrion.
AUGUCCCACUACCCUUUUUCUCGAGCUGCGGCAACCCUACGGCCGAGAACCACUUUCCGCUCCUACUCGGCCAAGAGCAUCGAUUCAAUUCUCAUUGCAAAUCGAGGCGAGAUUGCUAUAAGAGUCAAUCGUACUGCUGCCCAGCAUGGCAUCCGCACUACUACGCUAUACACGAAUCCAGAUGCUCUCUCGCAGCACGCUCUUUCCUCGCCCUUCUCAUUCCAUCUCGGCGCAACAGCCGCUUAUUUGGACCAGGAGAAAAUCCUCCGAAUAGCGAAACAAGAGGGUUGUCAAGCUAUCCAUCCCGGCUAUGGCUUCCUGUCUGAAAAUGCAGAGUUCGCAAAGAGAUGUGCAGAAGAAGGCGUCACUUUUAUUGGCCCUCCUGCAAGCGCCAUUGAGGAUAUGGGGGAUAAGGCCAGGAGCAAGGAGAUCAUGAAUGCCGCCGGUGUUCCCUGUGUACCGGGCUACCACGGAUCCGAUCAGGCCCCUGAGACACUCGCACAAGAGGCGGAAAAGAUUGGCUAUCCUGUCCUAAUCAAAGCCGUUCGGGGCGGGGGAGGCAAGGGGAUGCGAAUCGCAAAGACUGCCCAAGAAUUCCCAGACAUGCUUGAGAGUGCAAGGAGUGAGGCCAGAAACUCAUUUGGCAAUGACGAAGUCCUAGUCGAGAAAUACAUCACCACGCCGCGCCACAUUGAAGUUCAAGUUUUUGCUGACAAGCAUGGAAAUUGUGUUGCCCUCGGUGAACGAGAUUGUUCCAUUCAACGCCGCCAUCAGAAAAUACUUGAGGAGUCUCCAGCUCCAAAUCUGGACGAUUCGAUUCGCAAAGAUCUGUGGGACAAGGCACGAGCAGCUGCGUUGGCUGUCAACUAUGAAGGUGCUGGUACCGUGGAAUUCAUCUUCGACAAUGACACGGGCGAAUUCUACUUCAUGGAAAUGAAUACUAGACUUCAAGUGGAGCACCCUGUUACAGAAAUGGUAACCGGCCUGGACCUUGUCCAUUGGCAGAUCUUGGUUGCGGAAGGCAAACUUCUUCCUCUUACCCAAGAACAAGUCGAGGAGCAGAUUUCUCACCGUGGACAUGCUAUUGAAGCUCGAAUCUAUGCCGAGAACCCGGACAAGGGAUUCAUACCUGAUUCUGGCAAACUUCUACACGUUCGGCUCCCCAAGGAAACCACAAACGUGCGGAUAGAUAGCGGAUUUGUGCAAGGCGACGAAGUUUCGAGCCAUUACGAUCCCAUGAUCGCCAAAUUGAUCGUCAGAGGCGAGACUCGGGAAGACGCUCUACGCAAAAUGGUUGCAGCAUUGCAAGACUACGAAGUCGCAGGACCAGUAACGAACAUUGGCUUUCUCAAGAGAAUAUGCAAAUCCCCCGACUUCGUGACCGGUAACGUCGAGACAGGAUAUAUCGGAAAACACCAUGAGGAACUCUUCCCCGAGAUAACUGUUACCUCUGAAGUUCUUGCUCAGGCAGCGAUUGCUUCGUUCCUUCGCCAUUCAAAUGCUCCAACUUCGAAAGCAACCUCUUUAACGUGGCAACUGUCCUCCCCCUCGUGGCUCAACACAUCGUCGGACUUCCAGCCACGAACAUUCCAGUUCACCUCCACGAGCAUCGAACCUGGAUCCGGAAAACAGCCUAAAAUCCUCGCCGUGGAACUCCAACAAAUGAGUCCGGGUACAUUCUCACUAUCAACGCCAUCCAACCCCGAACCGAUGACCGUUUCAUCCUCCUUAGACUCCAAGACAAAUACAUUGACAACCUACUUUCCUAAUACACGACAUACCUCACAUAUCAUAUUCUCUCCUGCCUCAACCACAUCAGACUCUGCGUCAAACCCAGAAAAAAUCCACCUCUUCACCCCGCACGGCGCUUUUCUUCUCUACUCACCUUCACCUCCAUGGCUGCAGAAAGCCCUCGGCGUGACCGAGAAGCCUAAUUCAUUGCUCUCCCCCAUGCCGGCUAAGAUUCUCCGUGUACUCGUUUCGCCAGGGGACGUGGUGAAGAAGGAGCAGCCCCUGAUAGUUAUCGAGAGCAUGAAGAUGGAGACAGUUAUAAGAAGCCCUAUAGAAGGGGCCAAGGUGCAGAGAGUGGUGCAUAUGGAGGGGGAGGUCGUGGGAAGUGGUGUCGCACUUGUAGAAUUCGAAGAAGACGGAACAGACGAGGGUGAAAAGUGA